Molecule: messenger RNA, 1896 nt
Organism: Daldinia loculata
Lineage: Eukaryota; Fungi; Ascomycota; Sordariomycetes; Xylariales; Hypoxylaceae
Product: MFS general substrate transporter
Exons: 1
Coding region: 347-1768 (473 amino acids)
Source: RefSeq, a predicted model, not a curated record
UGUCAAGCACAUAGGAGAAACGCCAUGUCUAUUUGGGGGCUAACACAAUAUACGCCACCUACCCUGCCUAGAUGCCUAGCCGCCUAGCGAGCACGUCAGAGCUAUAGAAACUCGCGUAUGUUUUGUGAUAAACUCAAUGGGGAAAAAGGUCUGGAGCGAGGGUUAUCGUUGAGUUAUCUCCGACCAUAAGAUGAUAACAUUGGCAUGAGCUUCCAAUUAAUAUAUAUAUUCACAAGCUCUCAUGCUGACCUAAGGGACGUCCCAAAGAGUUUGAGUUGUAUAAACUUAGCUUAUACUAGUUAUAUCAUCUAACAUAUUUAUUGCUUUUUACUCAACACCAGUCGCCAUGUCUGGGGGGUCAAUUGUCGCCAAGGAUGGCCUCAAUAUAGCUACUCCGACCUCCGUCACGGUCGUAAAUGAGGACGGCAUCCCGUCAAAUCCAGAUAAAAUCCCAUUCUUCAGGAGCACUCUAUUCCAGAUUCUUGUGGUAGGCAUAUGCGCCUUCUCCGCACCCGGAAUAUGGACUGCCAUGAACGGUCUCGGCGUAGGCGGAUCGCAGAGCCCGGACCUCGUCAACGCCGCCAAUGCGCUGCUCUACGCGUUCAUGACGGUGACCUGUUUUGGCGGGCCGUGGUUGACGAAUGCCAUUGGGUUCCGCUGGACUCUGUCUAUAGGGACUCUUGGGUAUCCCCUGUACGCGGCUGGGCUCUACGUCAAUAAUCGAUGGGGUAAUACGUGGCUUGUCUACGUCGGCGCCGUUACGUGCGGUAUCAGCGCGGGUUUCUUCUGGAGCGUGGAGGGUGCCGUCUCGACGGGAUAUCCUGAACAUCACAAGCGAGGCCGUUAUAUCGCGACGUGGUUUACGUUCCGCAACUUUGGGAAUAUUAUCGGGGGCGCCAUCUCGCUGGGUCUGAAUGUUAACGUGAAUCAACGCGGUCAAGUGGGAUACCAAACCUAUCUAGUUUUCAUCGCCAUCCAAUGCCUCGGGUGUCCACUUGCUCUUCUCCUUUCUAACCCCGAGAAGGUGCAGCGAGAUGAUGGAACUCGUAUCGAAGCGCCUAGGGGAAUUCAUUGGCGCACUGAACUCCGCGAGAUGUGGAGGUUGAUAAGGAGCAGUUCAAUCUUACUCUUGACGCCCCUUUUCUGGUACUUUGGUUGGGCCCAAGCAUAUCCGGGAACUUAUCUGGCAACAUACUUCACAGUUCGAUCGAGAGCCCUUGGCGGUUUCAUGUCCGCCAUCGUCGGCACUCUGGCGACUUGGUUAGGUGGCUCGCUGGUCGACGUUCACUGGACGAAGAAGAGGCAGACUCGAGCUAUUAGUACAUACGUCCUGAUCGCACUGCUUAAUAGUGCGACAUGGAUCUGGGCAGUGUAUAUCCAGAACGAAUAUCGACACACGCUCCCUAUCCUGGACUGGGGCAACCAAGCCGAGUUCGGCCGUGGCUUCGGCGUUUACAUGUUUGAGCGUCUCAGCGCCGGAAUGGUCGAGAAUUACAUCUAUUGGUGUAUCAGCAACUUAUCGGAUUCUCCGGGCGACCAGAUCAGAUAUAGCUCCUUGCUUCGGGGGAUCGAAACAGCUGGUCUCGCCGUAGGGUUCGGUAUCCAGGCCGUCCCAACAGCGCUUAUUGUUACGGCCAGCAUUAACCUUGCGCUCUGGUUCAUUGCGUUGCCGUUUAGUUAUUAUGCUACUUUGAGGGUGGUAAAGAAGUUCAACGAGUUGGAUAAGAAGCGCGAUGAGAUUGUUGACGUUGAGACAACACAAGCGUGAUAUUUGAGAGUAUAGGUAUAAAAUCAUAGCUUGUGUUACCUAGGUCAAUUAUCUUUUCGUAUAUUGAAGCUAUUUAGAGCCUUGCUGUCGGUAUCACGGCGCGCUGCGUACAUCAAUUUAGGUCCAUA